AGAAAAGAAUUCCUUUCCAAAACAUCCAACAACAAACUAUUUGGCUAGUCGGUGGUCCAAAACUCUUUAUUUGAAAUACAAAAUGGACCAUGAUUUGGACGAGGAUGAGAUGGUUCCAGUGAAGGAUCUUAAUGGAAUAUCACAUGAGUUUGCUCUUCAUGUGGAUCCUAAUCAAGUGUUCAACCAACAACGAGCCGUUGUGGCCAAAUUAAGCCGAGACGACCUCGAGGAUCGAUAUCUUCGUCUAUUGGAGGAAAAUGUGGUGAUAAAAAAACAUGCUUGCAAGCAAGAAGACAAAAUCAAAAAAUUGGCCACGAAAUUGAUCCGAGUACUUUCGGACAAGAAACGCUUGGAAAUGGCUUCGGGAGGAGUUCCAACUCGGCAUCGUGAUAUUGAAACCGAGGAGUUGAUUGAGGAUCAACAACACAAGAUUCGGGAGUUGGAACGACAAUCCACUCAUUUAAGGGAGAAGCUCAUGGUCACACGACAACAGCUGAUGGGAUCAAAUUCGGGGAAGGCGAGUGUUGGUGGAUCCAAGGGUAAACCACACCCUUCUUCCACGCCAGUGGUCUCCUCUGGAAGUAGAAUGCCAGGUCAAGGUGGUGGGGCCUUGAGCCCAUCUUCAAUAACAAUGGUGGGCCCCGGGCCUUUAUUGAAUCAACAAGCUCAAAGGCUGUUGGAGGAGGCACGAACGGAGAACCGCAUGCUAGAAGAGACCAUCGUAGCUUUAAAAGAGCAAGUCAAUUUGUACGAACAGGAGACAGAGCAAGUCAAGGAACAACUGAGGAUCAAGGAGAGUAGCUACGAAGAGGAGAUCCAGAUUCUCAAGGGCCAGCUUCUUGAUGGCCAACGCCAUACAGCGACUGAAAAUAUUCAAUUGAUUCAACUACACAAGGAGAACAACUUGAAAACCGCUCAAGUUCAAUCGUUGAAGGCGCAAGUACAGGGCCUUGAGGAAAGCCUCGGCAAGCUCAAAGUGGAUUGUGAGCAAGCUCAAAGCGAGUUGAAGGAUGUGAGUCAGCAAUUGGAGGAAGAGCAACGAAAAGGGAUCAAGUUCAGUGAAGAGUUGGCGGAAAAUUCGGCAUCCAAGCAAGCCUUGGCCGAGAUUGAAGAGAAAGUCAAAGACCUUCAAAAGGAGAACGCCAUUCUUAGAGAGUCGAAUAGCAAACUACUAGAUUCCGCUUAUAAUCUUGAGAGGGAAAGACAGUUUCAAGCCACCGAAAAUGCCCUGAAGAUCCAAGUAGCUCAAUUAGAGGCCACUUUAAAAUCGGAUUUGAACGACAAGAAGGCGCUUCAAGAGGCACUUAUGAAGGAAAGAGAACAGUAUGCCAAGAUAGAAGGGGAAUAUCAGGAACUGCAAGGCAAAUACUUUGCCGUCAAGGAGAACAUCGAAGGCCAAGAGGAAAAAUUAGCCUAUUUCGCCAAGGAGAAUUCGAUUAACAUGAAGGAGUUGGAGGACGCCCUCUUGAUAUUGCGACAAAAGAACGACUCGGUCAAAUCUUUCCCGUCGUUUUUGAAUGAGAUCGAGUCUGGGAACAAAGACUUGAAGGUUGAGCUGUCAGAAGUUCAAGUCCAAUAUGUAGAGUCCAUCCAUGAAUUGGACAAGACUCGAAGUCUCCUCCGAGUUCAAGGAGAGAUUAAUGGGGAGCAAAAGAAUGAGAUCAAUGCCCUCCAGACCCGAUUACAGCAAGUGAAGGCCGAAUACCAAAGCCAGAUGCUGGAGUACAAGAAGCUUCUCGAGAUGAGGGCGAAUCGGAUCCAAAAGUUGGAGAACCAAUUGCGAGAGUCGGCUUAUGGAAAUCUUCAGAAGAAUUUGUCCAAGGCUGGCCAUGAAUCUGGGUCCGUGUUGGGCAAGGACACGUCCGUUCACAUCGCGAGUGGUCAAUCCUUGUUCGAAAUCCAUAUCCAGAAAGUCCAUUUGACCCAAGAGACCUUGGUUUUCUUGGGUCUCACGGAGCCCAAACUCUUCGCCACGUGGGCGUUUUAUGACCAUGAUCUCCAAUAUACUCCCAUGGGAAUGGGACCAGAAGCUGUUUUCGAUUCGUCUUCAUACUAUAAGAUCAAGUUGGACGACUCCCUUCUGGAUUAUAUUUCCGAGCAUUGCGUUCAAAUGGACCUUCAUUUGGUGGUGGCCCAUGAUUGUCGACACAUUGGUCAGACGAUGGUCAAACUGGGCGAGGUCUUGGAAUAUCCCACCAACAAGCUUCAUGGCUCAACCAUUCUCUACGGAGUGGGCGAAGCAAACAAACAACGAGUCAUUGGAACUUUGGAUUAUUGGUUUAAGCUUCAUACUGCAGCCACGAAGAGGAUCUUCGAGUGGAUCGAACACAAAAGAGAGAUCAAGAGGAUGCUUGACAAUGCCGAGCAAAAGCAAACGCUAACCGAAGUCAGCCUGUUGGAAGUAGAAACAAAAGCUCUCAUCGAGAAAAAUAUGACACUUCCAGACCCACCCAGGCCCCCUAAAUCGCAAGAAACAGUUCCUAAAGAAACGAAACAAAAGAUGGUUGGCAAUGCCAAGAGCUUAGUCUCCAAAGCAUCUCCCAAGCCAAAACCAAGAGGCAUGGAUGAAAGCCAAAACAGGAUUCCCGCUCCUAAAGACACGGAGCUUGAACCGAUGCCAAAAACUCGCAGCACUCCCAAAAAACCACUGCCAGUCACCCAAUCCAAAUCAGCGAGCCCAAUUCACGAAGAAAGCUCUUCUAGUGAAGAGUCUGAUGAGAACAAUGAAACACCUGUUCAGACCACUCUGAAACCACGUCCAAAGCCCAAACUGAACCAGCCCAGACCCAAAAGCGCAAAAAUAAUCACACUUCAACCAAAGCAACCUGAAAAGCCUUUAUGGAAAUCCAAUGAAGAGACCACGAGUUCUAGUUCAAGUAGCACCUCAUCUGAAGAGGACAAUACAGGCCAAGAUUCAAAGAAGCAGCAGUCUGCUAACGAAGCCCUCAACCAACCAACUUCAGCGUUGGCUAAUCCGACCAGAGUGGUUCCCUCACCUAGACCCACUUUUGUGUCGGGUGGAGGCAUUGGUGAAUCUUCGUCUGAAGAUGAAUCCUCAGAGGACGAGGAGGCAAAUCGACAGCCAUCCUCCAAGCCCUUGGAGCUUAUACUUGAAACGAAAAACGAAGAAGGGUCUCCUUCAGAGCCAUCACGGAAUAAAACUCCACAAACCCCAGAUGACCAUUCAGAAUCCCAUGAGAGGGAAAAGCCAAAGCCAAAGGGACGGCCAAAGAACAAAGAGAACUUGUCUAAAUAUGACACUGAAAGAAAAGCUGAAGAGGAGAAGAGUAUUGAUUCGAAAAAGGAGACGAAAGGAAAACAAUUGAAGACAGAUUUGGUAGCGGAAGUUAAGCAAGUUAAGGGGAAGGAUGAGAAGAAAAAGGAGGAAAAGCCAGAUAAAGGAAAGGAGGAAAAGCCAGAUAAAGGAAAGGAGGAAAAGCCAGAUAAAGGAAAGGAGAAAAAGCCAGAUAAAGGAAAGGAGAAAAAAGAGCCGAAGAAAGAGGAACAAGACACAGGGAAAGAGCCAACCAAAGACGAAGAAGAGGGACAUCAUGAAGAAGUGGAAGACCAAGAAAAGGAAAAGGAGAAGAAGAAGUCCGAAAAAGAAGAUGCGAAGAAGCCAACCAAGAGAAGCUUCUUACAACGCUUAGGUAGUAAAUUCAAGUCUUUGGACAAGCGCGAUGAUAAAUCCAAAUCCAGGGAGAGUGUUCAAGAGGAGAAACCCGAAGGAGCCGAGCAAAAUGACGCCAAGAAAAAAAAGGAGGUGAGUCAUGAAAUUGGCGAGACAACCGACGAUGAAGAGAGUCAGGAUGAAGAGAACCAGGACAACCCCAAGAACCAGCCACAUCAAAGUGAAGAUGAAGAAUCCAACGACGACGAUGAUGAUGAUAACGAUCCUGAAGGCGAUGAAACCAGCAAAUCCACUUCGACCAGCCACAAAACCCCUUCCCAAGUCUUGAGUGUCGCUCAACAAGGGUCAACCACUGGCACAGAUCAUUCCAUUUCCCAAGACAGCGAGGGCGUUGUCAUGCGACGCCAUUCCCCACUCACCAAACGAGCAUCGAUUCCCAAUUUGGACGUGGUCAUUAUCAGUAUAUCCGAAUUUCGAGUCACGAACAAGAAUGCCAAACUGCUGAAAGACGACCAGGUGGAGAAACUCUACGUGGAAUUCAAGUUCUUGGACGUUCCAGAUGAGGAACUCGAGACUCCAUUUUCGCUACCCAAGCCCAAGAAGCUCGGAGAUAGUAUUGUGUUCAAUUUCCGAAAGGUGAUCCCAUUGGACCGUGGUGAGCAAUCCAAUCGAAGACGUCUGUUCUCGAAAAUGCUCUCAAAUCAGGGGGCCAGUUCCAAAUUGCGAUUUACAGUGGUCUCGGAGCCUUCAGAAAAGGCCAAGUACUGCGACGAUAUCGGCAUCGCCGAGGUGGAUCUCGCGAGUAUUCUGAAGUCCAAGAAGGACCUCGUGGAUUGUAAUCUGGAGGUUCUCGGAGAAACCAAGAAGGGCACCGAACCCAUUGGCACCCUCACGGUAUCUAUCUUGGCCACAGAAGUGAUCAAAUCAUUGAAGUUGUAAUCAUUUACACCCCAAGACUUUGACCCACGAUCUCUUUCGCUUCCAUCUCCACCAUCCAGCCAGUCAAUCAUGUUGUGUAUGCACUUCACACUGAAGUCAAUUGCCUUGACAAAGACAAGUUGUCUUUGCGUACUACGACUCAACUACUUGCUGUUCAAUAGAUUUCAAUGAGCCCUUGGUGCGUUCGUACUUGAAGUUCGUCGAUAUCUCCAAACCUGUUCUUAAGUUUCGCUGCCAAAGUCCUCCUGGUACAGCGGCGCACCAUGGCCACCACCAUCCCUCCAUAUACCUAUACUGUACAACAACCAGUCCAAACAUGGCGUCGAUCUUGCCUUCCUGCCUUUUUAUAUUGAACACGGUGGUUAUAUUUAAUUUUCGAUUGGUUACUCAAAUGCCAAGAUGUCUUGGUGGGUUUUUCUUCGUUCAAAAACAAAGGAAGCAACUUUUGUCAAAAUAAAACGUCAUCUUUGAAAGUGGCUCAAA
Messenger RNA from Tigriopus californicus, 5053 nucleotides. RefSeq lists its product as uncharacterized. Gene Ontology annotation, cellular component: ciliary transition zone. The coding region runs from base 83 to 4570 and encodes 1495 amino acids. NCBI's taxonomy places the organism in Eukaryota, Metazoa, Arthropoda, Copepoda, Harpacticoida, Harpacticidae. Gene Ontology annotation, biological process: non-motile cilium assembly. The record is from RefSeq and is a predicted model, not a curated record. The transcript is spliced from 3 exons.